Fomitiporia mediterranea MF3/22 is the source of this 1590-nucleotide messenger RNA. RefSeq lists its product as uncharacterized. The record is from RefSeq and is a predicted model, not a curated record. NCBI's taxonomy places the organism in Eukaryota, Fungi, Basidiomycota, Agaricomycetes, Hymenochaetales, Hymenochaetaceae. Bases 1 to 1590 code for a protein of 529 amino acids. The transcript has 6 exons.
AUGCCGCCCGAAUCCACUGGCCUUGAAUCGUCUACAGAAAAACCGACACGUAGGAAGAUACCUUCAAUAAAAGCACGCGAAGCUGCUCAAGCAAAGGAAAGCAAGCCAAUAGGCUCUGUACAAGCGAAACGUCUGCCUGGACGCUCUCAAAAGCUUACGAACACUAUGCUUGACAGUCAGUCAGAUUCUGUGCCUCCUGAAAGUAUCCCUACAAUCAAGCAUAAAACGUCAGACGUACUGAAAGAAGGUCAAGCCAACGAACCAAAGGCUGGUGUCAAGCGUGGCCCUGGACGACCCCGUAAAGUUGCUACAGACUCAGCAAAUAUACAGCCUACAGUAAACAACAUUACUCCUAGUAUUCAGUCUGUUGAGAUUGUCGAUGAAGUCGUUGAUCUACCUGAUGAUAGUGUUGAUCUCUAUGCCGAAGAACCGUCAGAGCUUGAAUUGACUCGUGCAGCUUCAUUAGUAGUAAUGGGUAGUGAUGAUGAUGAAGCCAGAGAAGAUAAUAGGGAAGAGUUUGACUUGGAUGAAGUCUCGGAUGAUGAAGAGUUUGACAUUACUACUGUUCGUAAAUCUGGCCAGGCUGUAUCAUCAGCUACUCAGACUCAAAGACUGAGUCGGUCUUCUCAAGACACGAAGAUUGUUAUUCAGGUCUCUGAUGGUCAUGCAGCACGCGACUUGACCAUAUGCAAGUCCUGGAGGUUUUGUGUUCUUCUACAUCAAACAGAGGAUAUUAUGAAAACGCCUAGGAGUCAUAUUUCUCUUGUGUACGAAGCCCCAUGGUGUAAACGAACUGGUCUGAAAAUGGUUCCACAUUAUCUGGAAAAUGACGACGAUUAUGCGAAACUGUUCUCUCGAUACAAAGAAUACAUGGAUGCACAGCAGAAGAAGAAGAAGGGGGGUGCCGCUUCAAAGGCUACAAGUCGUAAGACUAAUGAAACUAAAGCAUCCGACUCUUGGUCAAACUCGAACAAUGCAAAGACAUCUAUGCUGUCUAUUAUUGCCGAAAAGCUUCAGGAGAUAGAGGCAAACUUCUAUUGUCAAAAACACAGUCGGACAUGCUACAAGACAUACCAUGGUGAACACAAAUUGUAUACGAAUGAUCACUUAACUACUCAUGCACGACUUCUUAGUAAGGGUGUUAAAGGUGUUACAGCCAAAGAUGUGCCUGAGCAACUCAAGAUUAUGGACUAUAUCAAACCAUCCAAGGCUCGAGAAAAGGCUGUAGGUGAUAACAUGGGUGAUCUUGCAGAUGUUAAGAGUAGCGUUGGUGUAACGAUUCAGGAUAGUCUCUCUCAACCUGUUAUGCCGCCAUCUGAAGGAAUACUCCAUCAGAAGGUUCGGGACUGGCUCUACGCAUGCACGACUCGUCAGGAUCGUGGUCAGGAUGGUCAUGACUAUAUGGCACUGGCUGAUGUAUUCGAGCAGAACGAGAUUACGCGUCUGGACGAUAUUACCUUUCUUACCACAAAGGAUAUCAUUGACCUAGCUCAUGAUUGUGGGGUUACUGUCUCGCGAGGUCUUGCUAAUCGAAUCAUUAGAUAUUCAAAUGAAGAUAUUAAAGAUCAUAAGGGGAAAGGAAAGGAGUAA